Messenger RNA from Telopea speciosissima, 3459 nucleotides. RefSeq names its product sodium/hydrogen exchanger 8. Gene Ontology annotation, cellular component: chloroplast envelope; membrane. The record is from RefSeq and is a predicted model, not a curated record. Gene Ontology annotation, molecular function: sodium:proton antiporter activity. NCBI's taxonomy places the organism in Eukaryota, Viridiplantae, Streptophyta, Magnoliopsida, Proteales, Proteaceae. Bases 5 to 3421 code for a protein of 1138 amino acids. Gene Ontology annotation, biological process: proton transmembrane transport. The transcript has 23 exons.
GUCGAUGCAAAUUGAAACUCUCUCAUCUGGAGUAAUGGCGGAGGUCGUGGAGGGCCCUUUUCCGCUGAAGCUUCUGAAGGAGAGUUCCCCUGAGCCGUCAGAUGCCGUCGUCUUCUUUGGAAUCAGUUUGGCGUUGGGUAUUGCUUCAAGGCAUCUACUUCGAGGCACCAGAGUCCCUUACACGGUUGCCUUGCUCAUCAUUGGCAUUGGUCUUGGGUCCUUAGAGUAUGGUACAAAUCAUCGAUUAGGAAAGGUCGGCAAUGGGAUUCGUCUCUGGGCAAAUAUUAAUCCGGACCUUCUUUUGGCUGUUUUUCUUCCUGCUCUUCUUUUUGAGAGCUCAUUUUCAAUGGAAGUGCACCAGAUAAAGAGAUGCAUGGUACAAAUGGUUCUACUUGCUGGUCCAGGUGUUCUAAUUUCAACCUUCUGUCUUGGAUCUGCUUUGAAGCUCACAUUUCCUUAUAAUUGGAGCUGGAAAACAUCAUUGUUGCUGGGAGGGCUUCUUAGUGCGACUGACCCUGUUGCUGUUGUGGCUUUGCUGAAAGAGCUUGGUGCAAGUAAAAAACUGAAUACGAUAAUUGAAGGAGAGUCCUUGAUGAAUGACGGGACAGCUAUUGUGGUAUAUCAGCUAUUUUAUCAAAUGGUGCUUGGCCGGAGCUUCAAUGUGGGAGACAUAAUCAAAUUUUUAACACAAGUUGCACUUGGGGCUGUAGGUAUUGGUCUUGCCUUUGGGAUAGCAUCUGUUUUUUGGCUGGGGUUUAUUUUCAAUGACACAGUGAUAGAGAUUGCAUUGACACUUGCUGUGAGCUACAUUGCCUAUUUCACUGCUCAAAAUGAGGCUGAUGUUUCGGGUGUCUUGACAGUGAUGACUCUUGGGAUGUUUUAUUCUGCAUUUGCAAGGACAGCUUUUAAGGGUGAAGGUCAGCAGAGCUUGCAUCAUUUUUGGGAAAUGGUUGCUUAUAUUGCUAAUACUCUAAUUUUCAUCUUAAGUGGGGUUGUAAUAGCUCAAAGUGUUCUGCACAAUGACAAUCAUAUUGAGAGUGAUGGAACUUCAUGGGGCUACCUCAUUCUACUCUAUGUUUUUGUUCAGAUCUCACGGGCCAUAGUUGUAGGAGUAUUGUAUCCCUUCCUUCGGUAUUUUGGAUAUGGUUUGGAUUGGAAGGAAGCAAUCAUUCUUAUAUGGUCUGGUCUGCGAGGGGCUGUGGCGUUAGCGCUUUCACUGUCAUUUAAGCGUUCCAGUGACACCUUAUCUUCUCUCCAUCAGAGCACCGGAGUUCUGUUUGUUUUCUUCACCGGAGGCAUUGUGUUCUUAACUCUUACUGUAAAUGGGUCAACUACACAAUUUAUUUUGCAUCUUCUGGAUUUGGAUAAGCUAUCAGCAGAAAAGAGGCGCAUAUUGGACUAUACAAGGUAUGAGAUGAUGAGCAAAGCACGAGAGGCUUUUGGUGAUCUUAGGGAUGAUGAAGAACUAGGACCUGCUGACUGGGAUACAGUGAAAAGAUAUAUUGCUUGCUUAAGGGACCUAGAAGGUGAACACAUGCAGCCUCAGAUUGCAUAUGAAAGCGAUCACAAUUUGCAGCAUAUGAAUUUAAAAGAUAUACGAGUACGCCUUUUAAAUGGUGUUCAAGCUGCCUACUGGGGGAUGCUUGAUGAGGGAAGAAUAACCCAAGCUACAGCAAAUCUUCUGAUGCAAUCAGUGGAUGAAGGAAUUGAUUUAGUGCCCUAUGAACCUUUAUGUGAUUGGAAGGGCCUUAAAGCUCAUGUUCAUUUCCCAAAUUAUUAUAGGUUCCUCCAUAUGAGCAAUUUUCCUCAAAAGUUGGUGACAUAUUUCAUAGUAGGAAGGUUAGAGUCUGCAUGUUACAUUUGUGCUGCAUUUCUCCGUGCGCACAGAAUCGCAAGGACGCAACUCUAUGAGUUUAUCGGUGAAAAUGAAGUUACGUCUAUAGUCAUUAAUGAAAGUGAUACUGAAGGAGAGGAAGCAAGACAAUUCUUAGAAGAUGUUCGUGUUACAUUCCCCCAGGUUUUGCAUGUCCUGAAAACAAGGCAAGUGACAAAUUCAAUUCUUCAACAUUUGAGUGACUACAUCCAAAAUCUUGAGAAGGUUGGAUUGUUGGAAGAUAAAGAGAUGCUUCAUCUUCAUGAUGCUGUUCAGACUGACUUGAAGAAACUUUUAAGAAAUCCUCCCUUGGUGAAGAUGCCAAAAGCAAACGAUUUGUUAGGAAUCCAUCCUUUUCUUGGAGCUCUUCCUCCCAAAGCACGUGAAUCUCUUGUGGGUUCUACCAAAGAAAUGAAGUUGAAAUUGCGUGGUGUUUCUCUGUACAAAGAGGGAUCCAAGACAAAUGGGAUAUGGCUUAUUUCAAAUGGGGUAGUGAAGUGGGAAAGUAACAAUUUGAGAAACAAACACUCGUUGCAUCCAAGAUUUUCACAUGGAAGUACUUUGGGCCUGUAUGAGGUUCUAGUUGAGAAGCCUUACAUCUGUGACAUGAUCGCGGAUUCUGUUCUGCAGUGUUUUUUUAUUGAAACGGAAAGGAUACUCUCAGUGCUCCGCUCAGACCCUGCUGUGGAAGAUUUCUUGUGGCAGGAAAGUGCAAUUAUCUUAGCCAAACUCUUACUUCCUCAGAUAUUUGAGAAAAUGUCAAUGCAAGAAUUGAGAGCUCUUGUUGUAGAGAGAUCAAUAAUGAACAGAUACAUAGGGGGGGAAACUGUAGAAAUACCAAUCCAUUCAAUUGGUUUACUAUUGGAUGGGUUCAUGAAAAACCAAGAUGUUCAGGAACUGAUUACAUCUCCAGCCACACUUCUGCCAUCGUAUGGAGAGCUAAACUUUGUCAAUCUAGAAACAGCAGUUGGCCCAGGUGCAAAUGCAACAAGUUUCUGUCACCAAGGAUCCUGGUAUCAGGUUGAGGAAAGAGCAAGGGUAAUCCUUUUCGAUAUUGGAGCAUUUGAGGCUGACAGUGGGUUUCUGAAAAGGCCAGCUUCAUUGGUCUCGAAUUCAAUCGACCCCCAAAGAUACCCUAGUAGAGAGUAUGGUCGUCUAAUGAGUUGGCCUGAAAAUUUCUACAAGCCAAAACAACGCCUACAACACUCUGAUGCAGCCGAUCAGGAACAACAUAAUCUGUCCGCAAGAGCAUUGCAGCUGAGCAUUUAUGGGAGCAUGGUGGGUGAGACGCGAAGGCGGACUAGGAGCUUCCCAUGGACCUCUCAAACAAAUCCAUCACAUAGCAUUUCAUAUCCUGGAGUUCCUUCGACUGGAGUACUUGGUCGUCGACAAGUUUCUGCUAGAUUAAAAGGAGCUGCUAACCCUGGUACCCAAAUUCCAAGUAGUUUAACUAGAGAAAGGCAUUUAGUUGGCAAUUCUAGUGAUGAAUCAGGUGGUGAAGAUGAAAUCGUGAGAAUUGAUUCCCCUAGUAGACUAUCUUUCCACUAGGCAUUUUGGAGUUGGUUCUCUGCUAUCUUGACGAAAUC